Messenger RNA from Hordeum vulgare subsp. vulgare (domesticated barley), 441 nucleotides. RefSeq lists its product as uncharacterized. The record is from RefSeq and is a predicted model, not a curated record. The transcript is spliced from 2 exons. Lineage: Eukaryota; Viridiplantae; Streptophyta; Magnoliopsida; Poales; Poaceae. Bases 62 to 319 code for a protein of 85 amino acids.
UCAUGGCUCUGCCAACUCAAACCACACACAAAGACAUCGCUACACGGAGACAGGCAUUAUAAUGGUUUCCGCCAUGAAGCCGUCGGUCACCUUCGUCCUCCUCCUCUCAGGGCUCGUGGUGUUCGGGGUGAUCGCGGACGCCAAGGCGCCGUGCGCCGUGGUGUGCUUCCAGGGAGGGCACAUCACCUGCGACAACUACCCCGGGCAGGAGCUCGACGGGUGCGACUGCGAGUGCGCGCCGGCCGACGGCAAGGGCUGCGUGCUCCACCUCGACGACGGCGUCACCAAGACCAACUGCCGGAGGCCAAAGAAGUUCUAGCUGAAUAGUUGGUUUGGGUUCGAGUCAAAUAAAUCCUUGCAAGUGAUACCGUGGGAGCUCAUGCAGUAGAAUCCAACUUUACACACUUCGAAUAAACUUUCCGAGGAUAAUGUGUUGAUCCA